AGAUUUUCUGGAAGAAUCUACAGGUAACGUGAAGCCCAAACCACAUUGAAAAACUCGAGUGGGGUGCAUCGUAUCACAAAGAAAACGAGAUUACGGAGCGAUCAAAUUGAGAAAUAUCGAUUCUGGAGUGAGCGCAGGAGGAAGCUGGAAUAUGGGUUGGGUUUGGAGAGACGAUGCUGCAGACCGUUCUGGUGAUGAGGAGUUUGGCGUGUACAAUCCCAAAAGCCCUAAUAAUCUCGACGACUCUUCCUCCGACGAUCGGUGCUCGACAAGGAGGGUGGUGAGAUCUCAGUGCAAGACCGAGGAGCUUGAGCCCGGGAAAUUCGUUCGCAAGUGCGAGAAGACGGAGGAGAUCCUCAGAGAUUUCCUUGGAAAGCCUGUUGAAGUGCUGAAGUGCAAUAAAGAGUACACGGAAGAUGAUGUCACAGACCAAGUUGUUCAAGGGAACCAUUCAUUCGGGUCUUUUGGAAAAGGGCCACUUGACUUCCCUGGGCUAGGAACUGAUAUGGAGGCAAUUGAGCGUAGCCUCCUUGGUGGCAUUGACCGAUUCUUCGACGUGGCUGAAGAGAUGAGAAACAGCUUUUUUGGAAUAUUUGGUCCUCUACCUUCUUAUGAUCGGGAAUCUUCCUCACCAUCUAUGAGGCGAGGGAUACCAAUUGAAGGCCGUCCUCAGAGGGAAGCCUAUCCUAAACCGAGUGAGCAUGAUGGGAAGUAUGCUGAUGUCUCUGGAAUUAUUAGAGACGUUUAAAUUGAAGGCUUGGCUUGAGAGGAACUCAAUAAGUUAACUUAAUUCUGUCUCUGUUAUCCGACAAGCCAACACCCCCCCC
This is a messenger RNA of Tripterygium wilfordii, 827 nucleotides long. Its product is annotated as fra a 1-associated protein-like. Bases 152 to 748 code for a protein of 198 amino acids. The record is from RefSeq and is a predicted model, not a curated record. NCBI's taxonomy places the organism in Eukaryota, Viridiplantae, Streptophyta, Magnoliopsida, Celastrales, Celastraceae. The transcript has 2 exons.